GCAGUCCGCGAGACCUGCUUUCAGUUCGGCCCCGCGAUAUUUCCUCCUUCUUCGGUACCUUUCCUAGGUGCCGCUUCCGGGACGUUCAGGCCGGUUCCGGAGAGAUCGGUGCCCGUAUUUUCUCUCUCUCCCUUUCUCUAGUCUACGGUCGCGUCCCCCUUAACGCCAUUUGCCGGCUGGUGGCUGGUGGUGGAACCUCCCCGCCCCCACCCGACUCCCUGCGCAGAGAGCGCGCGCCCCGCGGCACCGCAGGAGCCAAUCAGCAGUCACCUUAGACCACCAUGUCUGAGUCUGGGCACAGUCAGCCUGGGCUUUACGGCAUAGAGCGGCGGCGACGGUGGAAGGAACCAGGGCCCGGAGGCCCCCAGAACCUCUCUGGGCCUGGCAGUCGGGAGAGGGACUACAUUGUACCAUGGGAAAGAGAGAGACGGGAUGGCAGCGAAGAGACAAGCUCCUCCGUCAUGCAGAAAACCCCCAUCAUCCUCUCAAAACCUCCAGCAGAGCGGUCAAAGCAGCCACCACCUCCAACAGCCCCAGCUGCCCCAGCUGCCCCAGCCCCUCUGGAGAAGCCCAUCGUCCUCAUGAAACCUCGGGAGGAGGGGAAAGGGCCUGCGGCCCCAACAAACGCCCCAACCCCCGAGGGCACUGCCCCACCACCCCCUGCAGCACCUGCGCCACCCAAGGGAGAAAAGGAGGGGCAGAGACCCACACAGCCUGUGUACCAGAUCCAGAACCGGGGCAUGGGCACUGCUGCCCCAGCAGCCAUGGACCCUGUUGUGGGCCAAGCCAAACUCCUGCCCCCAGAACGCAUGAAGCACAGCAUCAAGUUGGUGGAUGAUCAGAUGAAUUGGUGUGACAGUGCUAUUGAGUACCUGUUGGAUCAGACUGAUGUGUUGGUGGUUGGUGUCCUGGGUCUCCAGGGGACAGGCAAGUCCAUGGUCAUGUCACUGUUGUCAGCCAACACUCCUGAGGAAGACCAGAAGGCAUAUGUUUUCCGGGCCCAGAGCGCUGAAAUGAAGGAACGAGGGGGCAACCAGACCAGUGGCAUCGACUUCUUUAUUACCCAAGAGCGGAUUGUUUUCCUGGACACUCAGCCCAUUCUGAGCCCCUCCAUCUUGGAUCACCUCAUCAACAACGACCGCAAGCUGCCUCCAGAGUACAGCCUGCCCCACACCUAUGUUGAAAUGCAGUCACUCCAGAUCGCUGCCUUCCUCUUCACUGUCUGUCACGUGGUGAUCGUUGUCCAGGACUGGUUCACGGACCUGAGUCUGUACAGGUUCCUCCAGACGGCAGAGAUGGUGAAGCCCUCCACCCCAUCGCCUAGUCAUGAGUCCAGCAGCUCGUCAGGCUCUGAUGAAGGCACUGAGUACUAUCCCCACCUGGUUUUCCUACAGAACAAAGCUCGCCGAGAGGACUUCUGUCCUAGAAAGCUGCGGCAAAUGCACCUGAUGAUCGACCAGCUCAUGGCUCAUUCCCACUUGCGUUACAAAGGUACGCUGUCCAUGUUACAGUGCAACAUCUUUCCUGGGCUCCCUGCCGACUUCCUGGACUCUGAGGUCAACUUGUUCCUGAUGCCCUUCAUGGACAGUGAGGCCGAGAGUGAGAACCUACCCAGAACAGGACCAGGCUCCAGCCCACUCUUCUCCCUGCUCCCUGGAUACCGCGGCCACCCCAGUUUCCAGUCCUUGAACCGAGUGGAGUUUAUUGCAAGGCCGGGAGCCCCUCCCAGGACAUGGGAGCAGAAAGCCAGUGAUCAGAGGAGCUGUGACCUCCAGCUCUCACCAGGUUCCACUAUGCUGCCCGGAUCUGGGACGGGGUGAAAAAGUCCUCUGCCUUGGCAGAGUACAGUCGCCUGCUGGCCUGAGACCAAGGAGAGAAAGUGAUUGAGGGAACCCCUCCUGGGUCCCCUGUGGAUGAAGGGGUGCACACACGUCUUCCUCUACCCCAUGCAAAGAGGAGGAAAGUGGCAACAGGCCUGACAGACGAGGUACCUUGACUUUCAUGCCUGAGGCGUGGAGCAGGCCCAGGUGUCCAGGCCCAGGCCCUCCUGGAGUGGUGUGCAAAGAUAGGAGGCAGCUUUGAGAGGAGGCCUCCAGGCAAGGGGCCGGCCGUUCUCCGUCCCCACACGAGCAGUCAGGAGUCUGAAAGAUCUUUGGAAGCCCAGGCUCCAUCUUUACUUCCCUCUGCAGAGCAAGACAACUCACCCCUCUUGCUGACUCAGCCCGUUCUUCAGGCAGCGUCUGGGGAGCUCUUUAUUGGGGUGCAUCUUGUAUUUCAAAUAAAAGGUCUAGCAAGCCUG
Molecule: messenger RNA, 2299 nt
Organism: Condylura cristata (star-nosed mole)
Lineage: Eukaryota; Metazoa; Chordata; Mammalia; Eulipotyphla; Talpidae
Gene: SMG9
Product: SMG9 nonsense mediated mRNA decay factor
Exons: 15
Coding region: 282-1820 (512 amino acids)
Biological process (GO): nuclear-transcribed mRNA catabolic process, nonsense-mediated decay
Source: RefSeq, a predicted model, not a curated record